AGGAAAACGGUCCUGCGCUGCGUCACGGAGAAGACGAAAGUAAAUGAAGCGGCCGGUGAGGGCAAAGUGGGGCGGGGGGAGGGGAGAGAGCGAGCAACUGCGCAGCAUGGGGCGAAGGAGUCCCGAGGUGUCGCCCGCGCUCCUUAGCCGGAAAGAAACGUCCCGGAUUUAAACGGUUCGCGACCUAUCUCUGCGUCUGAGGUGGAUAUUUGCGGCGGAUAUUAACAGUCCUGUAGAGCGGCACAAAAAAAGGGGGGGGAAGCAGUUGACGGUUCGCCGAGCAUAGAUUUCUUACCGUAGAAGGGCCGCUUUGCUGAGCAGGAACUUCCGGUGCGUUGGCUGCCGGGAAGGGACUCCCUGGGAGGAAGUCUGUGGUCCAGAUCUAAAGUGAAGCGAAGGAUAAACAAGCCACACCGAGUCCAGCUUCCGGGUUCGCUGUGAACUUUCCAGGGCAGAAGGGAAGGGUGUUCGUAGGCGGGAACUUUGCUGAGAAAUCCAGGUUUUUAGUGUGGUUUUGGCCAGCGUGCUCUCCCCCCCCCCCCAUCACAAGGUAGCAGCAAAGGCAAGCGGUCACGAUAUCUUAAUUUGGGAUCGGGUGGAGCUCGAUUUAUAUUUCCGUGUAUUUGUAUCUAACAAUAUGGAAACAGGGUCAUUGGAGUCCUACUAACAAUAAAUCAGUUGAUUGCAGUGGUUCUAUCCUAUCACUAACAUGGAAUAUCAACUCUUAAUCAGAAAGAAAGAAAUGCCCUGAUGACUGUCUGCUUACACAGAAACGAAAGUGCCGAAUUUAGGAUGACCUGGAUAGUUGGAAAUAUGAAAAAAUGUAGGGUUGAGUGUUUCAACAUCCGGGGCUGCAAUCCACAUACACUGCUAUGGAGACUGUAUUGCUUCUGAGUAAACAUGCAUAGAAUUGCUGUGUGAAAAUGUAAAUGAGCAGCUAGUGCAAAAGGCAUAUCUAUUUAACAUUUGAUUGGAUAAAGGCUCUGGCUAUGUGGUAGAUACUUCUGAGUAAACAUGCAUAAGAAUGUGCCACGUGGCCCAUGCUUAUGCAAUCUUUUUCAGGCGCUGAUCUAAAUUUUUCCAAUGUAUACCUCAAAUCUUUGUUAACUGUUCUUUGGAAACUCAUAUAACCUACAAGAUACACUCAUCAGUGAUCCAUAAUCCGUGAACCUAAGGCUGUAGCCCUGUAUCCACUUACUUGGGAGUAAAUCUCGUAUAACUCCAUAUGACUUGUUGCUGAAUAUGCAUAUACAGGAUUGCACUGUAAGGCUGCAGUCAUAUGCAAGUUUAUCUGGGAGUAUCAGAGUGAUCCUCAUCCUGGUUAGAGAUCAGAAAAGUAGCUGAUUGCCCCUUGCAUCCCAAAUCCUGUUGGCUUGGAACUGGCCAGGUCAAAAUAUGAGUGUGUGUGUGUGGUAUUUUUCUGUAUGAGUUUUGCUAUUCUAGCUCCUGGCUGGCAUAAUAUAGGCAUAGUCCACAAGGUUUUGAAUCUAGUUUAUCCAAAGAUGCCUCCUCCCACAGGCAGUAGGGUAACUACUGGCAGUAGCUUUUCACUUGAAACUUGGGUCUUUGCUGCACCCCCCCCCCACCUGAGGAAACUACUACUUGCUAUCUUAAACUUCAGUAUUGGGUUGUGUGUAGGAAUGCACUGUAAACCAUACUCAUCACAGUGAACAUGCAUAGGAUUGGGAUGCAAAUUUACAAUCCAAUGCAGUCAUUUGGAAGUAAAUGUGCAUAUUAUUGGGCUGCCAAUAAAAUAGAUGUUGAUGGGAAUCUGUGUUUCAAUUCCUUCAAUGUGGAAAAAUGACAGAAAUUAAUGGUAAUAUCCUGGAACCAGUUAAAGAUUUCAUGUGUUUGUCCCAUCAAAUAUAGCCAUAUACAGCACCAGAAGCUGCAAAUACUAACACUAUUUCCCUCUAACUUGUUUAGGAAUCACAUAAACAUAUUUAAAAUGAGCAACUUGGAAGAGGCUGAACUACAACUUUCUGAAUUAGAUUUGCUUUCUAGUAUGUUCCCCAAUGAAGAUGAAUUUAAAGUGACUGACCAACUGGCUUUAGCAGAACUGAAGGAUCACAUUGACAGAUGCACCUCGGAAGUGCCAUCAUCAAAAAUACAGUUUACAUUGAAUUUAGAAUUAGACACUGCAGAUGGAAAUAAGGUAAGGCAUCACCAUUCUGAAUGAAGUAUGGUAUUUGAGACUAGAUAUUUAGUAAUCUCUGUUUCUUUGAAUUCCUUUCUAGAUUCCACUUUCUUUGUUUUGUGCUUUCCCAUUAAAAUACCCAGCUGUUCUUCCAGAAAUUACUAUCAGGUACUACAUAUUUUGAUACAGAGAAAAGUGGCCUAAAGGUUGAAAUGCAUUGUUUAUUCUGUUGCAAUAUAAAGUUUGCAUUUAACUGUCUUAUGCAGUAUAAUAAGUCUAAUGACUGCAGUGAGAAUUCAGGGAUUUAUCCUCCCCCCCCCCAAAGCAAAUGGAAUCUUUAAACUUUAUCCCUCACACACAAAGAAGAAAGAAAGGGAAGGAGAUUGUGUGAGCCUAAGGUCACCCUAGAGCAUUCCCAAUAAUUAAGGAAAACUAGAUUCUUCCAUUUUUUAAACCCUUUCAUUUGUAUUCUAAACAAUGCCAUCAUUCCUCCCCCUUUAGAUCUCCAUCUAUAAGCCGAUCACAGCAGGUACAGCUGAACACAGAUCUUAUAACCUACUUGAAGACACACUGUGCUGGUGAAGUCUGCAUAUUAAGUACAAGAGAAUGGAUUAAAGAACAUGGCACUGCUUACAUCAGCAGAGAUCCCUCAUCUUCCAGCAUGAUGAAAUCAAGUAUUCAGAAGUCAGAUAAUGUUUUCACUAGACUAUGGAUUUACAGUCAUCACAUUUAUAACAAGCACAAAAGAAAGAAUAUAGUUGAUUGGGCUAAGGAACUCUCUCUGUCUGGAUUUAGCAUGCCUGGGAAACCAGGUAUCAUUUGUGUAGAGGGCCAGCAGAGCCUGUGUGAGGAGUUUUGGGCAAGGUUUGUUUUUCACUUUAUAUCUUGCAUUCUUGAGUUGCUACCUUUUGGUGGUUUACUUCAGUCAUAAAUUCCUGAAACUAAUAUUUUUCACUGUAUAUUCAGAAUCCUUCCUGUGCUUAUUCUGCCAGUUAUACUUUACAGCACCAUAAUUUAGCACUGUGAUUAGGCAGUUGCUUGAUCUUUUUUGCCAAGUAAAAAUUGGCUCCAUAUUUCAAAGUCCUGUGUGCGCAUACCUCACAGAAGAGGGAUGGCAUGAUGAGAUUGUCAGUGACUGUUUCAUCACCAAGAAAAACAUGAUGGAAAGCUCUCUGUUGGCAGAAGAAACUGAGAAAGUAGAGGCAAGAGAUGUAGAGCCGCAUGUGGGUGACCAAGGCAUCGAAUACAGGUUUUCAAAGGUUUGUAGGAAUACGAUGGUCACUUAAAUUAGGGGUAGCCAACACGGUGCUGUCCAAAUGCUGUGGACUGCAGAUCCCAUCAUCCCUGACUGUUGGAUAAUUUUGGAUGGGGUUGAUGGGAGUUGUAGUCUACAAGAUCUGGAGGGUACCGUAUUUAAAUUCACAAAUUUAAAACACAUGACUUAAACAUGGGAACUGUAGUUUACCACCCAGAGGGCUACAAUUCCCAGCACCCUUCACGCUACAGUUCCCAUGAUUCUUUGGAGGAAGCCAUCUGUUUUAAAUGCACAAUGUGGGUGUGACCUUAAAUCAGUAACAAUAUGGGAAUUGUAUGAAUUCCAUUUAUGUCCUGAGACCAGACAUAGUUGCAAUCCAAGACCUUAAUGUCAGAAGAAACUUUCAAGCCAUUGUUCAGGCCUCUUUUUGUUGCCAAAAUCUUUCUGGUGGCAUUGUGAGGAAGGCAGUAUAAGUAUGCUUAGGAACUACAGUGGUACCUCAGGUUACAUACGCUUCAUGUUACAGACUCCGCUAACCCAGAAAUAGUACCUCGGGUUAAGAACUUUGCUUCAGGAUGAGAACACAAAUUGUGCUCCAGCUGCGCGGCAGCAGCAGGAGGCCCCAUUAGCUAAAGUGGUGCUUCAGGUUAAGAACAGUUUCAGGUUAAGAACGGACCUCCAGAAUGAAUUAAGUACUUAACCCGAGGUACCACUGUAUAAACUAGUAAAUGGCUUCUAGUCUUCAUUCUGUUUCUCAUAACCUCUCUCUUUCAAGAGAGAAUAUUCAUCACCUCAACCACUAAUAUGGAAUGUGAAUACUGAAAAUAGGCUCUUUUCAAAUCAUAGUCCCCUCAGUGGCAAGGAGGCUGACCAUCCACUAGAAUCUAUUUAUUUAGUAAGGGGUUAUAUAUAAAUAUAUUAAAGUUGGUAGAGCAUGGUAGAGUUGGUUCGAGCCCCACAUUUGGCGAAAUGUGCAUUGCAGUAGAUUGGGCUAGAUAAACCUUGUAGUCUCUUCCAACUCUAUAAGUGCCUAGGAGGGUUUCCCCUGUAAUUUAUAUAAGUUACCCACUUUCAUUAUAAUAGAAUAUAAUAGAAAACAGAUUUAGGAGUACAGUGGUACCUCGGGUUAAGUACUUAAUUCUUUCCGGAGGUCCGUUUUUAACCUGAAACUGUUCUUAACCUGAAGCACCACUUUAGCUAAUGGGGCCUCCUGCUGCUGCCACGCUGCCGGAGCACAAUUUCUGUUCUCAUCCUGAAGCAAAGUUCUUAACCUGAAGCACUAUUUCUGGGUUAGUGGAGUCUGUAACCUGAAGCGUAUGUAACCUGAGGUACCACUGUAUUGUAAUGGAUAUUGUGGUGUAAUAAAUGCAACACUUUGCUUCUAAGAAUAUUUAUAUAAAGAAAGGUUUGUCACAUUUUUGUAAUAUUGUUCCUUUUACAGUUUCAGAAUAUAUUAGCCCAUGUCUUAAGUUCUAUUGAAAACACUAGGAUUUAAGUUAAUUGUGACUAAUAAAUUCCAUUGGCCUCAACAGGACGAAGUCAGAAGUAAUUUUAGUUGGUAGGGCUUAUUGUGUUUUCUAAAUUUGUGAUUCUCUCAUUGAAUUUAGAAUCAGAAGAUUAUCGUGGCAGAGAAUUUUAAUACGUCACAGAGAAGACAUUUGCUUAGAAGGGACUGAAGCUGAAAUGGAAAAACAAAAGAAGUUUUUUGCUUUUGAAGAAAAAAUAUUUGAUGCACAUGGUGCCAGAGGAAAUCACAUGGAUUUGGGACAAUUGUAUCAUUUUUUACUUGACAGUGGAUGUGGUGAUAUUUUUCAACUGUACUUUGGAGUUGAAGGACAAUAGAUCAUCAAGAGGUGGAAAAAUCACAUGGAACACUUAAAUGAAACUUUAGCAGUCCUCUGUGGGUGACAUGUAAUUGUGGUGUCCCGCUUCUGUUUAUGACAACAGGACUUGUACCUCCUCCCCUCCCCUUUUCAUCCCAAAUGUGUUGUGGGACCUUCUGGAGCGUUUUGGGGAGUGGGUUGGCAGGAGAAAAUCCAAUCGCAUCCACUGGUGUAAUGUUGGAUCUUGUUCUAUGUUUUUACUUUUUAAAAAAUAAAUAAAUACUAAGAACUUUACUCAUUUACAUCUGAUAAAUUAUGAAUGUCGAAACAAGUUUGAUUUUAAUUUAAAAUAACAUUUUAAUGCUAAUGACAAACAAUAAAAGCAAUGCAGUUGAUCUAUUCAUGUAAAUAAUUCCCAUAAUCUCAAAUACCUAUGUAGCUUAAUCCUUUGCAGAAUUAAGAAACUCGUUGAAAUAAAUAGGCUUUGAU
Molecule: messenger RNA, 5704 nt
Organism: Podarcis lilfordi (Lilford's wall lizard)
Lineage: Eukaryota; Metazoa; Chordata; Lepidosauria; Squamata; Lacertidae
Source: the annotation of a GenBank genome assembly